Molecule: messenger RNA, 1137 nt
Organism: Trypanosoma brucei brucei TREU927
Lineage: Eukaryota; Euglenozoa; Kinetoplastea; Trypanosomatida; Trypanosomatidae
Exons: 1
Coding region: 1-1137 (378 amino acids)
Source: RefSeq, a predicted model, not a curated record
AUGGAGCGCGUUACCCUCAGUGCACCAUUCAAUGGAAGACGAUUGCUUUCCAAUGAAUCCCUUGUUGAAAGUCAAGAGGCGAGGAAAGGUGGAUUAUCCUCAAAUAAAUUUCCAGGACGUGGGCGGAGUGUUGAACCCCCGUUACAAUCGCAAGACAAGGACCCAACCAUCAAGAAACCCACAGCGCUGGUGAUGGCACCGUUGGGGAAUACCGGGUUGGCACUACCUCGUCUGCCUACAGUGCCCGUGCCGAACGUCAGGCGCCGAAUUUUUAAGCGCCCGAGCCUACACAUCCCAGUUGGGACGUUGGAACCUGUUAUAAACUUGCGUCAACUGAAGAAAGUGGGGGAACAGGUCGGCCGUCGGCAUGGUGAACACACUCUAAGUCGUAACACUGAAGUUGGGACCGAGUGGAAGACCGGCUCUGGUGUUGGAGAACUCGCAAAUGCGAAGAAGUCUCUACGACCCCGGACAGCGUUGGAGUCACCCACGGCAGCGCGCCGGCGGGCACAAUCAGAGACAAUUGCAGAUCCCUUCACCAUCCGUCGCGAGGGGUGCGUCUCAUUGGGAUUGAGUCAGGGCUUGAAAAGCGGCUCGGUACUCGCUCAUACAUUAUCAUCGAUGCGGCCGAGGUCGACAGUUGUUGAUGGCCUUGUUUGCUCCUCUUUACGACAACAAGAACAACCGGAAGGUGUUUUCGCAAGCGAAUGCGGAGGGAUCAUGGGAUACGGUGCAACAGCAACAACAAACGCUCUGUUUUCUUCUUCAAAUUCGCCUAAUAAGAUUACUGACGAAACUUCUGGUAUGUGUAUGAGCGACAGCUUUAGCGGGGGAUCGAGCAGCGGUGAUGGCAGUGACAUUGAGGAUCUUGAUGACGAAGGGAAUAGUCGCCCACAUUCCUGUUUCGGGGAUAGAAUUGUGAUUAGUGUCUCUUCUGGUAAUAACAGAGGAGGGCGGUACUUCACCCAUGAAAGUAAGAUAAGAGAUAUUUCCCGCCGGGUGGCGUACAACAAUUUUCUUGACGAAGAAGAUAUUCCUGUGGUCUCUACACGUAGCCUUGUUCGUAGGCCAAACGGAACCCGCGUAACAAUGAAAGAGGGCAUCAAGGAGGAUGGCAUUCCUUCUACGACCCAGUAA